Molecule: messenger RNA, 576 nt
Organism: Solanum verrucosum
Lineage: Eukaryota; Viridiplantae; Streptophyta; Magnoliopsida; Solanales; Solanaceae
Product: secreted RxLR effector protein 161-like
Exons: 1
Coding region: 1-576 (191 amino acids)
Source: RefSeq, a predicted model, not a curated record
AUGGGUUUAAGUGGAGCCAAACCAGUGUCUACACCUCUGGAUCCUAAUCUUAAGCUAACAUCCAUUGAGUAUGAUACACAUGUGCAAGGAUCAGGAACUACUAUAUCAGACAGGCCCUUAAAGGAUGUUGGCAGAUACCAAAGAUUAGUGGGAAGGUUGUUAUACUUAACUAUGACCAGAGUUGAUAUCUCCUUUGCAGUACAGACAUUAAGUCAAUUUAUGCAUGCUCCUAAAGAAUCCCAUAUGGAAGCUGCUCUAAGGGUAGUCAAAUAUAUCAAGACAGCUCCUGGACUUGGUUUGUUUAUGCCUGCUCAAAGUUCAGAACUUCUGACUGUCUAUUGUGAUUCAGACUGGGGUACUUGUGUACAAACAAGAAAGUCUGUAACUGGAUAUUUAGUAAAAUUUGGAGAUGCACUUAUCACCUGGAAAUCAAAGAAGCAAGAGACUGUUGCCAGAAGCUCUGCUGAAGCUGAGUUCAGGAGUAUGGCUUCAGCAGUUGCAGAAAUAACUUGGCUAAUUGGAGUGUACAAGGAACUAGGGGUGACUAUCAAACAACCAGUGGAUCUAUUUCUGUGA